Drosophila erecta is the source of this 5022-nucleotide messenger RNA. RefSeq lists its product as uncharacterized. Gene Ontology annotation, biological process: protein folding in endoplasmic reticulum. Bases 307 to 4551 code for a protein of 1414 amino acids. The transcript is spliced from 6 exons. NCBI's taxonomy places the organism in Eukaryota, Metazoa, Arthropoda, Insecta, Diptera, Drosophilidae. Gene Ontology annotation, cellular component: membrane; cytoplasm. The record is from RefSeq and is a predicted model, not a curated record.
UACUUCGAUAGCACGCCUAUCGAUUGCACGGCCACCUCCAGUUUUUUUGUUAUUUUACGUGCGCGUUGACAUUUUUGCAGCGCUUUUUAAUUUAUUAUUAUUAUUUAAACUAACUCACAAUGGAGUUGGGUGCGUGCUAGACCCGAGAUCGAUGUCGAUCGGAAAAUUAACACGGACUCCAUGACAAAAGCUCUGGCCCGACGGUACACGUACUUUUUGGCGAACGCUGCCUUGUCUAUUCGCAAGAAUAGUAAAUUAGCCAAUUAGGCACCAGCCACGGUUUAGUUUAGUUAAAGCGACUAAAACAUGCACAUGCGGCUGCACUUGGUGCGCUUUAUGUUCAUAAAUCUGCUGCUGAGCUGCUGUUUCUGGUUGUACGACAAUGUGGCAGCUGCAGAUUCACCAAUCCAAAGCAACGAUGGCGGCUCAGCCAAGGACGCAGCUCGGAUAACUCACAUAGAUCCGGAGGAACCGGAAGCGCCUCCAAAGCCGGAACCUCCGCCCCCGCCGCUCUACGACGAAGCUGGAGCUCGGUUGCCCACUCCACAUGAAGGCGCGCCUAUCGCUGCCUCAUCCUCCUCCUCUCCGGUGCCUCAAACUGGCAAUCGGCCAAUAUCCGGGGACACGUCAGUGCCUGUGAAGGAGCUGCCCGCGCUAUCUGACCAGCGGCGGGCCAAUAGCCAUAGUGAAUAUGUUAGUGAAAUCGAUAUAGCCGCUGAUGUGGGUGGCGCGCCCUCAUCCACCGCCCAAGUGCCAAAUAAUCAAUUAAAUUAUAAUAAGCGUAGUAGUGCCGGCAAAGUGCAUAGUUUUAGUGAAUCGCAGCAAUUAGAGCUACCAAAGCAAUUGGAGGAGGAGCGGCCGGCGAGGGGACAGCCGCAAUCAGCGGAGCUGCAAGAACAACAACCACCGCAGGCGGAGGAAAGCUUUCCGGAGAUCAUUACGGAGCUGCCAACGGUCACCAUAACAGAGCUGCCGCUGGAUCGAGUAAAGAACCGCCUGGAUUCGGUUAUCCUGGACGCGUUCCAGGUCACAGCGGGCAACCAUAGCGAUGAGGAGCAGCCUCACCAGCAGCCACCUCACCAGGACCAGCCCAUGCAAGUGCCGGAGGCUGACGAAGAAGUUCCUCAAAAAGAUGAGCAAAUGCCGAAGAUAAACGAUCCCGGCGGAGGCAUUGAAGUGGAAGGAAUGGCCCCACAAGAAGCUGCUGCCGUAGGCGAGACCCAAGAGAGCCGCGAGGAGUUGCAGCCUGGAUCAGCUGCAUUCAAUGAGACAGGGGGCACGGCCAACCUUACGAAUGCCAGCGAGGAAGUGCCCAUGCCAGUGUUUUCCGAGUGGGCGCAGAAGCAAAUGGAGGCGGAGGCCAGCAGAGAGCAGGCCAUGGAGUUGGAGCAGCAGGUGGUUAAUAAGUCCGCCCAACGCAAGAACAACACUGGAUCUUCCAGUGGGAAGCCGCCAACGCUGAAGCUGCGCUCCAAGAACUACGCCUCACCGGACUGCGGAGCCAAGAUAAUCGCCCACAAUUCCGAGUCCAAGCACACGGAAGCUGUGCUCACCCAAUCCACCGAUGAGUACAUGUUGAGUACUUGCGAAAGUCGGAUUUGGUUCGUGGUGGAGCUGUGUGAGGCCAUUCAGGCGCAGAAGGUGGACGUGGCCAAUUAUGAGCUCUUCAGUUCGUCCCCCAAAAACUUUACGGUAGCCGUUUCGAAACGAUUCCCCACCCGGGACUGGAGCAAUGUGGGGCGCUUUGCUGCAGAGGACAAACGAACCAUUCAGACUUUUGAGCUGCAUCCUCACUUAUUUGGAAAAUUCGUUCGCGUUGAAAUCACAUCGCACUACGCCAAUGAGCACUUUUGCCCGCUGUCGUUGUUCCGAGUGUUUGGCACCUCCGAGUACGAGGCAUUCGAAACGGAAAUCCGACCAAGCGAUGACCUGGACGAUUUCUACGAUGACUACGGCGCUCAAGAGCAGAAGGCAGCCGUUGGCAGUGGUGGCAAUAUCUUUCAAAGCGCCUCGGAUGCCGUGAUGCAAAUGGUCAAGAAGGCUGCGGAGGUUCUGGUCAAGCCCACAAAGGCUCUAAAAUGGUCAGCGGAAUCUGUGCUCUGUCAAACGCCAGCGUUUGAAACUUACAGCUGCAGCAACUGUAACACCACCCUGGUAGAGCGGAUUAACAGUCUUUUGUCCUGCCAGUUCCAGCAGCUGCAGGCACUCCUCAGCCUUAGUCGCUUACGGUCAGAUCUCCUCCACAGUCGCGUGUGCCAGGAGCAGUUCGGCAUAAGCCUUAUGGGUUCGGAUUUCGCUAGUAAAAUGGGCAAGGAGCAGAGCUAUUUCCUCAGCAUGUUGCCAGCGGAACAUGUUGGAGCCAUGUGUAAACUGGUGCAGGCGGAGCAGAAUGUAACGGACCAACGCCAUACAAAGGCGCCAACUCUGAAGCAGCACGUCAGCUCACCAGAAGCAGUGCAGGAUAACGCCACUGCUACGGGCGUUCGUCAGGACUGCGACAACAGCAAGGAACGCCAGCCGACAAAAACGGCCACAAAGGAACCCCAAACACCCAGUCUAGAGGUUGUGGUGCCCGAGGUAAGCCAAGAAGUGCCUUCACUGGAAGACCAGUCGUCGACCUCCAGCGAAACAGUCUCCACCACGAACUCCACGCCCGCCGACGUGAAUAUAUUCAACGUGCCGUCGGAAUCUGAGGAAGUGGAGGUCAAAGUAGAGCUUCCUCCGGAGCCAACACUUCCGAAAACUUUGGAGCCCAGCGAUGUAGAGUCAUUCACUGACGCUCCUAGCACAAAUGCACCCCUGACCUCUAGUGAAGCUUCGGCGAACGCUGAUCUGGGAAUGGAGGAGGGUAAUCCGACUAACUGGGAAGGCAUUGACAGUCUACUGACCACUACGGUGGCUUCGAUAACCGCUGGAGGAGGUGCUGCUGCCGCUGCAGCCGCCGUGGUAAACGGAAACGGCAACAUCGGAGGAGCUGGCAUUGUCGCAGCAGGAGGACCAGCGAGUGUGUCCAGUGUUAAUAUGCAGCAGAAGCUGACGAAUGGAGCCCAGUCGGAGAGUGUGUUCAUUAGGCUCUCCAAUCGCAUAAAGGCGCUCGAACGAAACAUGUCGCUUUCUGGACAAUACCUGGAGGAGCUCUCGAGGCGCUACAAGAAGCAAGUGGAGGAGCUGCAGCAGACGCUCACACAACAGACGCUCACGGUGCGUCAACUGGAGGAUCAAAGCAGGCGGUACGUAGAGCAGGAGCAGCUAUACCAGCAGCACAGCGCGGAGCUGGCCGGCGAGGUGAGGGCGUUGUCCUACCAGGUGCAGGCCUGCAUCCUGGUCAUCAUCAUUGUGGGCACCUGCAUCUUCCUGAUGCUCGUCCUGGGCACCGUCUACUAUCGCAAGCUGCGACGCCAGCAACAACAGCUAUUGAAGAAGGACCAGGCGGGCCAUCCACCUGUGGCUGCAAAGCCAAAGUUGGAUCGCCGUAAGUCCUAUGAGCAGAUGCCAAAUCAAACCACACCCAAGCAACGGCGUCCAAGCGAAGAGGCCAUGCUCAUUCUGAAGGAGUGCGGGGACAGCAACCUGCAGGAGCAGGAUCCCUCACACCGCCAGCGCAAGAUUUCCGUUUGCUAUGGCAGUAACAAUAACAUAGCCGCCAAUAUGGUGAUUGCCAACACAAACGGCGCUGCGAGUGUCCGAAAUUCUUUGCACAGGCGAAAGGGAGCCAAGCACUCGUGGCACAACAGUCUGGAUACCACGGAGACGUCCUGCGGCGAGCAAACGGACAAGUUCUUCGAUGUGGACACCCUUAAAAGCACAAAGCAAAUUUGCGGCAAGCCGGGGAAGAAGAAAUCCCAUCAGCAACUGAAACCACUGGCUCUUAAACGCCAGGAAUCCGCGCCAGCCACCUAUACGCCUGAUAUGCAAGCUGAGGAACCAGCCACGCAGAGCGACUUCGACGAGAGCCUAAUGCUUGACGAUGAUGAUCUAGCUAACUUUAUACCCACCAGUGAUUUGGCCUACAAUGAGUUUAUGCCGGAGGGACCCUCGGGCUACCAGAUUGUGGACACCGUAGACGGGAAACCUGGCAAAGAGCAGGGAACCAAGAAAUCGAGACGCCUGUCCUCGCCGGCCUUCUUUAAGUCGCCUUUCAGCAAGAGCAAAAACAAGGGCUACAGCUUUAAUGGCGUCAAAAACAGCCAUUCGGUUCACGAGCCCACAUCCUGGGAGUGGUACCGCCUCAAGCGAAGCGAGAAGCAGCAGCAGGCGAAGCUGGCCAGCAAGAGUCUGCCAAGCGCUAGCCUAGACAGCUCGUCGCUGUCGGAGGUCAACUUUCCACUGAGCUCCAGCUCCGCCACACAGAAUUCCGUUCGGAUACUGGGCGAGGCCAUUCUGUCCUCCGGGGAGGGACGCAUCACCCCGAAUGGGAAUGGCAACGCAGCGUCUGGUGUGCUGGCAAGCAGCAGUAGUGGAAGUGGCAGUGGAGGCAGCACCACCUCAUCCACCACCAAGAAGAAGCAGCGCGCCCUUAACAACCUCUUUCGCAAGGCCUUCGACUUUUAACUAGAACCCAGUGUUUCGACUUAGUUAGCUUUUUUAGAUUUGCGCAUAUUGUACAUUUUCUUAUGGAUUCGGAGAAAACCUGUUGGGUUUGUAUUUUGAUCAAUUGUUUGUACAAACAAAUAGUUAUGUUUUGCCGACUUUGGAGAGGUCUGUGAAGUGAGAAAAAGUGAGAGUUCCUUUUGUGUUGCAGAGAAAUGCAAAUGACUGUUAAGUGAAAACAAGAAAUUUAAGUAAAGUACUUAUAUAUUUUGUAGUAUGCUUGCUUGCGUAGAGUAAACAGCCUAGGUUAAUUAUGUGUGUAUAUUCCAAGCCUCGUCAUUCUUGCUACAUUCACCCAAUCCCACAAUUAUCUACUUUAAAUGAUGAACGAAACAUUUGCAAGUUGUUGCCACAUAUUUAGUUUGUUAUUCUUAGCAAUUUCUACAUACAAUUAGUUAAUAGUUUAGUCUUUAUUUAUAACUAAAUACAAUU